AUGGCACUCAAUAGAUCAUGGGUUCUUCUGAUAGUGGUGGCUGGGAUGGAGAGGUUCGUGUUCAAGGGGAUAGCGUCCAAUCUGGUGAUGUAUCUGACGGAUGUGAUGAAGAUGAGUAAUUCGUCUGCGGCCAAAACCGUUAACAGUUGGUAUGGUUUUACAUCGAUGUUGCCGCUAGUGGUGGCACCGUUGGUGGAUUCUUACUGGGAUCACUACUCGACCAUCAUAGCAUCCUCUUUCGUGUAUCUCCUAGGGAUUUUGGCUUUGAUUUCAACGACAUUCAAUAAACGAAAACCUUCUUCAUCAUCGCUAUUCUCAUCAUUAUACUUAAUUUCACUAGGCCAAGGCGGGUAUGGUCCAUCAUUGCAAGCAUUCGGAGCUAAUUUGUUCAAACCUCAUGACGAAUUGCUGACAGUAAAAAAUGAUCAGGAUCCAGACAACAAGAGUCGGUUCUUCCAAUGGUGGUACUUUGGCAUAUGCAGUGGUAGCCUUUUAGGCGUUUCGAUUAUGCCAAACAUACAAGAUUUGGCCGGGUGGGGUAUUGGUUUCACGGUGCCCGCCAUGAUCAUGGUUAUGUCCAUGAUCUUAUUCUGGUGUGGCGGUCAGAUUUGUUCAUACAACCAAGACAAAAGCGUCGAGAUAAACGUUACCUCCUUCAGAAAUAUAGUCAAAGCCAUCAAAUGCUCGAUGUUGAAAGUCGUUUGUUCGAAAUCGGAUGAAAAGCCACAUAUUGUGGACAUAGAGCUCGAAGAAAACCCACUCUGUUUAAAAGACGACGUCAAAAGCGAGUGUUCAUCGGAAAACAACAAUCAACGGCUCAGAAUCAUGGAAGUCGUCGUCCGAUUGCUACCGAUCUGGACAACAUUACUCAUGUUUGCAGUAGUUUUCCAACAACCAGCAACAUUUUUCAUAAAACAAGGAGUAACAAUGAAACGAAACAUCGGAAAAAGCUACAACAUUCCUCCGGCGACUCUCCAAAGCGCAAUCACGAUCUCGAUAAUCCUCCUGAUGCCAUUCUACGACUCCAUCUUCAUUCCUUUCACUCGUUUCAUCUUACGCAACGAGAAAGGAAUCACAACGAUGCAAAGGAUCGGAAUCGGAAUGUUCCUUUCCGUCAUCGCAAUGGUAUUUGCAGCGACGGUGGAAUCGAAGAGGCUUGAAUCAACGAGAUCUAGAUCUGGACGGUUGAGUAUCUUCUGUUUGUUGCCGCAGUAUAUUCUGUUAGGGAUCWCGGAUAUUUUCACGGUGGUCGGAAUGCAGGAGUUUUUCUACGGCGAGGUUCCGGCAGGGAUGAGGACGAUGGGAAUCGCGAUGUGUACAAGUGUGUUUGGAGUUGGAAGCUUUGUGAGUGCUUUAAUGGUGUUUUUGGUGGAGAGAUUUACAGGUUCGAAAGAGGGAAAAGGAAAGUGGCUUUGUGAUGAUAUGAAGGAAGCCAGAUUGGAUAAAUAUUAUUGGAUGUUAGCAUGUGCAAGUGCUUUAAGCUUCAUAGCAUUUAUUGUGCUUUGUAAGUUGUACAAAAGUAGUGCUUAA
This is a messenger RNA of Cynara cardunculus var. scolymus (artichoke), 1530 nucleotides long. RefSeq names its product protein NRT1/ PTR FAMILY 5.8-like. NCBI's taxonomy places the organism in Eukaryota, Viridiplantae, Streptophyta, Magnoliopsida, Asterales, Asteraceae. Gene Ontology annotation, biological process: transmembrane transport. The transcript has 3 exons. Gene Ontology annotation, cellular component: membrane. The record is from RefSeq and is a predicted model, not a curated record. Gene Ontology annotation, molecular function: transmembrane transporter activity. Bases 1 to 1530 code for a protein of 509 amino acids.